CCGUCGGCGGGUGGCGGCGAUGGGCAGCGUGAGGGGCCCCGGUGGGGCCGCCCUGCGUGCGGUGCUGUCGGUGGUCGCCGGGCUGCUGGCCUGCGGCGUGGCCAGCGAGUACGACUAUGUCAGCUAUCAGUCAGACCUGGGCCCUUACCCUGGCGGGCGCUUCUACGCCAAACCCCACCAGUGUGUGGCCAUCCCCGCCGACCUGCGGCUUUGCCACAGCGUGGGCUACGACAAGAUGGUGCUGCCCAACCUGCUGGACCACGAGACCAUGGCCGAGGUGAAGCACCAGGCGAGCAGCUGGGUGCCGCUGCUCAACAAGAAUUGCCAUAUGGGUACCCAGGUCUUCCUCUGCUCCCUCUUUGCCCCCGUCUGCCUGGACCGGCCGGUCUACCCCUGCCGCUGGCUCUGCGAGGCCGUGCGUGACUCCUGUGAGCCUGUCAUGCAGUUCUUUGGCUUCUUCUGGCCAGAGAUGCUCAAGUGUGACCAGUUUCCCCAGGAUGACGUCUGCAUUGCUAUGACAGCUCCCAAUGCCACCGAGGUCUCCAGGCCCAAAGGAACAACCGUGUGUCCCCCUUGUGACAAUGAGAUGAAGUCAGAGGCCAUUGUGGAGCACCUGUGUGCCAGCGAGUUUGCUCUUAAGAUGACCAUCAAGGAAGUGAAGAAGGAGAAUGGGGACAAGAUGAUCAUUCCACGGAAGAGGAAGGCACUGAAGCUGGGGCCCAUCCGGAAGAAGAACCUGAAGAAGCUGGUGCUGUUCCUAAAAAACGGGGCAGACUGUCCCUGCCAUCAGCUGGACAACCUCAGCCACUACUUCCUCAUCAUGGGCCGCCAGGUGAAGACCCAGUACCUGUUGACAGCCAUCUACAAGUGGGACAAGAAGAACAAAGAGUUCAAGAAGUUCAUGAAGAAGAUGAAAUCACCCGACUGCCCCACGUUCCCGUCCGUGUUCAAGUGAUGCGGUGCUGGCGGGAGAGCCGCUCCCUGGACCUGCUCAGGUGGGCACAGCGGCUCCUUCUCGCUGCUCUGCAGCAGGGAUGCUGGAGCCCAGCCCUCCUGCUCCUCCAUCCUGCUCCUCAGAGCUCCCUCACUGAUCUCAGCCCUCCCAAACCUUGGCCUGAUCGCCUGGGCACGUGCUGCAAGCAGUGGCUGAGGUCACACACCAUUGUCUAAAGACCUGUUACUGUACAGAUAUGUGCAACCAUUGAAAUAGCAGCUGUCAGGUUAAGAGGGCAAGCAGAGGGCUGUGAGGUGAUGCUAAGAGCUUGCAUGCUUGCAGAAAGGACCCUCGUGACCACGUCACUCCUGUCUUCAUGGCUGCAGGAUUGCCCUGAAUUCCUGUAGGAACCAGAGCUGGCUGAUUAGACAGAGAUCUUAUCUUCAUGAUCAAAGUUAAUAAAUGAGUAGUGGAAAACCCAUUACAACCUCUGAUAAGAAUUCCUAAUAGCUAAUUGCCCUCACUGUAAAAAUAUCCCAUUAUAGUCUUAACCUGCUUAGUUUAAGCCUUAACCCUGGUUCCUUGUGGUGCCUUGUUGGGCUGGAGCCCUCCCUUCCAGCAUCUCUUGUGAUGUCUCCCUGGGUGCCUGCCUUGGCAUCUGCUGUGCCAGCUGAGCCCCUGUGCUGCACCCAGGCAGCCUUUGAGUCUCCUCACUGUGUGCAGUGUGUUGGUGCACUGGCGUGGGGAGCAGGGGCAGAGGGAGCUCUCUGCCUCCACCUGUGCCUUUGGCCUUGAGCAGGCCCCUGUCUCAGCAGUGUCCAGCUGAGAUCCCCUGGCUGGGCUGAGCUCCCCUUCCUGGCUGUGGCAGUUCCCCUGCACAGGUGGCCUGAGCUGCUGGUGCCCUGACCUCUCACUCCAUUUUAAGCCCAAGCAAAGGUUCCAGCCCAAGUUGCUGGCCUGCCUAGGGCUAAGGCUGGGAGGAGCUCAUGGCCAGCUCCUGCAGCUUGUGACACUCCCUCACUUUUACCAGUGAUGUUUUUAUAGUUGCUUUAGGCUGCUGGCAAAGUACCAGAGUGCAGAAGGCCAAGGACUUUUCCCUGUGGAGCACUGCAGGGAAUGUAUCAUCUGUGUCUUCCCCUCUUUGCUGUGGGACCCAUCAGUCUGGGGUUUUGUCUAUUUGAUCUAUGACAACUUGGCUCUCUAUCAUUAUGUCUUUUUUGCCCUAAUUAAAAUGUCAUGUUUGUAUGAUUUCAAAUAGUUUAUGAAAGACAAAGAAUGUCUUACCCAAAUGAUUACAUUUAUCGACCAAGCUGAAAUUCAUUAUUCUGUUAAUUGGACUAGGUCUCUUUUUCAUAGACCCAUACCACUCUGUAUUCAUUAUCCUUCCUCCUUCCAUUUAGUAUUCUCAUCCAUCACCAAUACUCUAAGAGAAUGAAUAUCCGAUGUCUGAGAUAAUCCUGUUGUAUCACAGUUAAGUGAAAUAACAAAUCCUCAUUUUUGAGGUUUGAACCAAACCCCCGCAAAAGUGGUAAAUUAAUUAUUCCUUAGCUUGGGAGUGGUGCUUGUUUCCCACAUGGGGACAGAGCCAUGGACUUGGUUGUAGAAGAAUUCCAUUAACAAGCCAAGUACUCUGAGGAAUGAUGUUUCACAGCUAACAGAGAGAUGGAUUUAGGAUGUGAACUUUGUAGAGUCCCCUUAGGUUGUCUUAGACCACCAUUUGUAGUAGUGUUGUUUCUUUAUUGCAAAAUUAAUCAUUGUAGAUAAUGUGCUUUAUUAGUGAAGUAAAGAAAUAAAUAAACCAUGGGCUUUAACAUCACAGAUUGAUGAGGUGAAAUGAUGGAGAGGGCUGACAAAUCCAGGGGAAUGGAGUCAGGACAUGAUGAGCUGAAGGUGUGGUUCUCUGUGAGUGCCCCAAAAAGCCCCAGUGGGAUGGGGCAGGGACCCUCUGUCCCCUCUGCCUCACCUUCCUGAGCACAGCACAGCAGAGGGCUGGCUGUGGCAGAGAGAACGCUGCUGCUGCUGAAAUUAAUCCAAAUUAAUCCAUAAAUGUGAUUCCCCAACCUCCCUUUUCACAGAGAUGCUGUUUCCCAACCUUUGGGGCUGGCAGUGGGUGUGCUGGGGGAGCCUGGCCUGGAGGCUGUGCAGGGAAGUAGUGGAGUCCCCAUCCCUGGAAUGCUUCAAGAAAUGACUAGAUGUGACUCAUUGGUGGUGUUCAGCCCAGGGUUGGACUCAAUGAUCUUGGAGGUCUUUUCCAACCUCAUUGACUCCCUGGUUCUGUGAUGCCAUGCCCACUGGCACACAGCAGCUGGAGCAGGUUGCAGGGAGAGCAGGUGCCCUUCCUGAGAAGCUCCUGCUGCUUCAGCCAGCCCUUGCUGCAGCUCACAGGUGCUUUUAAUCAAAGUGAUUUUUUUAUCCACCUGUUGGGUGAGGAACUGCUGAGAAUGUGCUGCAGCCCCAGCUGGGUCUUUAGUGCAGGGAAGGUGCAAGAGCUUGGGGUAAGCAACAAUUCUUCCUGCAAUGCCCUUGGAGGCACCUGAGACAUCAGCUACAGAGGUGUUGCCACCACAAGACCAGGUAAGGUCAGUGCUGUGGAGCUGCUGCUUGGGGUCUUCUCCCAGCUCAGAGCUGGUGCCUGGGGCAGUCUGAGAGCUGAUUUGGGGCAGUUCAGGGCUGAAUCUGGCUCUGCUUUAUGUAUCCCUGCAUUUCACUGCUGGUUUGUCUGUGGUCAUUCAACAAAGUGAGAGCAUCAGGUCAGUUUGAAGGGAUGCAGGAAGCCAGGCAGUGUGUGUGUGUUUGCUGAAAAUUUGCAGAAUCUGGUCCUUUACUGGCUUCUUGUAACUGGCCAGUUACAAGAAGUAACUGAAGUAUUUUUUUGGUCAUGUAAAAAGUGAGACUUGCAGUCAAACUGCUGCAUGUGGGUGCCUUUGCUGUCUUUAGAUUUCCUAAACUGCUCUCCAACAAGAAAAGUUUACUAAAACCUGAAGUGGGCUAAGGAUAAACUAUGGAGAAAGUGCCCAAGAUCCUGGGUUGUUCUUGUAUGGAGUAAAUAGAUGUUUACUGAAAUGAGAAAGUUCAAAAGUCUCCUUAAAUCAGGCACCGUGUGUCUGGCAUAAUGUUCCCAGAAGAGAGAGAUGGGUGUUUGUGCAGUUCAUGGAUACACUUUGCAUUUUCAAAUGUCAGAUGCUGAUUGUUAUGAUGAGUCUGGUUUAAGUUACAAGCAUGUGUGUAAGUGCUCACUCAUACUUUGUGCUGGGAGACACCCUCAGUUUUGCCCUGCUGAGGGUGUCUGUGGGACACUGAUGUGCCACCUCUGGGACACUCAGGCUUGCUACAGCCUGGGUUUGUCUGAACUAUGAACUUUAAAUCCUAAAAUAAAAUAUCAUCCUUUUGUGACUCAG
Serinus canaria (Common canary) is the source of this 4332-nucleotide messenger RNA. RefSeq names its product secreted frizzled related protein 1 (gene SFRP1). Gene Ontology annotation, molecular function: Wnt-protein binding. The transcript is spliced from 3 exons. The record is from RefSeq and is a predicted model, not a curated record. Gene Ontology annotation, biological process: non-canonical Wnt signaling pathway; negative regulation of canonical Wnt signaling pathway; canonical Wnt signaling pathway. The coding region runs from base 20 to 955 and encodes 311 amino acids. Lineage: Eukaryota; Metazoa; Chordata; Aves; Passeriformes; Fringillidae.